AUGAAUCCUACUAGAAGUUCUCUUGACUAUAGCAAAUUCAAGACAUUACCAUGUUAUUUCAGCAUCAAUGCAUAUGGCACUUCCAGAACGACUGUGGAUGGUGUACAGUUUGACGACUUUUUUCAGGCUAUCGAGGUUGCUGUUGCUGAAAAUGUGGACGUUGACAUUGGCCCUAACCUGCAGUAUGAGAACUUGAACAUUGGCUGUAACCUGCAAGAUGAGAACUAG
Messenger RNA from Prunus armeniaca (apricot), 228 nucleotides. The record is from the annotation of a GenBank genome assembly. Lineage: Eukaryota; Viridiplantae; Streptophyta; Magnoliopsida; Rosales; Rosaceae.